AUGCCUCCAAAGCGCAGUGCGCGCAGUGCGAAAGCACCUCCGAAACCGCGGGCCGUAGGGCCGAAGACCAGGGCGGCCAAGGCCAAGGACGAGUCGUCCGCGCUGAUGGAGGCCACGAAGGCGGCCGAGGAGGUGGUGCGCUCUCGUAGCAGCACGCCGGAGAGUGGCCGUCAGGCCGGGGCUCGGAGCAAGUCUCCUGACGCCGCGCAAGACAAGGAGGAGAGUCCUCGGGGUCAUAAAAGCCCGGCUCGCGACUGGGAAGCCGCCGUCUUUGACUGCACGAUGGUCCUGUGCUCCGGUGAGAGUUCACCCGACGACGAGAACGUCUCGGAGGGCAGCACGCACGCUGCCGAAGGCACGGAGCUGGCGGCAGGCGACAUGACCAACGCCUCGGCCGACGCAAAGGCCUCGUCAGAGAAGGAGGCGGUGGACGCCAAGUCCGGCUCAGGCGACAGCAAGCAGUCGCACGACGAAGUCACCAUGGCUGACGCUGGGGUCGUGGUCGAGAAGUCGCCGAGCGACGCGGGCUCCAAGCCCAAGGAGGUGCUGGCAUCCAAGCAUCUGACGCUGGCACAAGGUCGCCAAGGCGAAGCAGGUUCAGCUUCCAGGUCGCCUCGCGGGUCCAGCUCCAAGCUGUUCAUCAACUCGGAGUCUGAGGACGAGGAGGGUGCCGUCCACGAGCCCAAGGAGCUCUCCAACAACCUCGACGAGCAGCAGCAGCAAUACCACGCUGCUAGCUCGGGUGCGUAUGCCAGGCAGCCGACUGCCACGACUGCCAUCGAGUCUUCUUCAGGCGGGGAUGCCACGUACCCGCAGGGCUACUUCCCGCCCGAGCCUGGCACUGGUGCGCCAGCGCUGUUGGAGAAGCUCUCGGCUCCUCGUGGCCUUAUCGGCGGGUACACCUCGAGGGGUUCCUAG
Phytophthora sojae is the source of this 918-nucleotide messenger RNA. RefSeq lists its product as hypothetical. The transcript has 2 exons. NCBI's taxonomy places the organism in Eukaryota, Oomycota, Peronosporomycetes, Peronosporales, Peronosporaceae. The coding region runs from base 1 to 918 and encodes 305 amino acids. The record is from RefSeq and is a predicted model, not a curated record.